Molecule: messenger RNA, 7216 nt
Organism: Mercenaria mercenaria
Lineage: Eukaryota; Metazoa; Mollusca; Bivalvia; Venerida; Veneridae
Product: nucleolar protein dao-5-like
Exons: 12
Coding region: 206-3034 (942 amino acids)
Source: RefSeq, a predicted model, not a curated record
AAUUCUUGGAUCAGUGUAAAUUUAGUGAUUUUAAAAAAAAAGUCUGGAACUGGAAGUGAAAUUUUCAGCGCUUUGGACAUGUAGUUGUCUGAGUCAAAUGUUGUAUAAUAUGGAAAUAAAGCAUGUUCUGGUUUAUUCAAGAGGAUGAUUUUUGAUUUUUAUGCAGUGACUCCAUGAUGCAUGUUUGAACACCAAGCUUUAAAUAAUGCAGCGUAGGAAUCCAGGAGCAACAGCUGCACUUCUUCAGAAAGCUAACAGUCAGCUGAAAGGAGAAAAAAUUGAAAAACCUGAAGAUGAGCUGAAUGCCUACAUCAGUUCACUUACACAAAAAACCUCCAAACAGCAGAAGACUGUCAACUUCGAAGAUCUUGGUGACAGUAUUUCCAUAUCAAGUGACAUUGAAGAUAUUCCUGUCAAACCAACACCAGAAGUUGCCUCAGGUAGUAAGUUUCUGAAGAAGAAGCCGUCUGUAGGAGACCAGAAUGUUGAACCAGCCACAUCAGGGAAUAAAUUCUUAAAGAAACCACAGGUCUCUGCUGGUUCACCAUCACCUGCUGUUAAAUCUCAGGCUCAACAAAGAUAUGGCAGUCAGUCAGUGCAGAGUGCUGGCUCGAGCAGGCCAGGGAGCCAGCUUGGGACCAGUCGUCUGGCCCACAGUGCCCUAGACAAGGCUUCAGCUAUCACUGGCAAGAUUCAGCAGCGAGUGGCCACGCGCAAGACCUAUACAUUAGAGUCAGACAGUGAUGAAAGUUUUAGUGCAGUUAAACUCUCGAGGUCUGGUGGAGACCAGAUAUCUGAAUCUCAGAAUUCAAAGACGGACAGUGUAAAGAUAGGAAGAGACGGUGGUAAGUUCAUGAAGAAAACCACACCCAGUCCUGCUCCAGUCACAGAACCACCUAGAACAUCCACAGCACAACAAAACAGAGGAAAAUCUCCAGCAAAACAACCAGUGGCUAAUCAGUCCCAGAAAAAAGCCUCCCCAUUCCAGCUGAAAAGUUCCUUGAAGUAUUCUACAGAUGUUGUUCUUACAUCUGAGGAAGAAAGUUUAGCAGAAUUUGUUGGUGGUCUGCCUUCCUCCUCUGACAGUAUGGAUAUAAAACCAAAACAACAAUAUGGCAGACCUGCAGGCCGUCACACUCCUUCACCUCAACCUGGUAAACUUGGCAAGGGCAGGCGCAGUCCUUCACCACCACCUCCUAACAAAUCUUCUGGUAGACCUUCCUCAUCUAAGACUCAAGGCCGAUCAGUUUCCCCUCAGAACAAGCCACCAAUGCUACGUCGCACACCAUCUCCCAGUCCCCGCACACCUGAAAGAAUGUCCCCAGGCCUGAGGCGUAGAUCUCCAUCUCCUAAGCUAAUAAGGUCAUACUCAGAUGAUUCUAAUGUUGCAGAGUCUAUUAUUGAUGAGGUAGCUGAUGACUUUGGAUUCAACGACUCUAAUGGAGGUAGUGCUAAGGCAAGAAGAAAAGUUGUAAUAAUGGACCUGGAUGACCUUGGCCCUGCAGAUGAAGAUGAGAUGCCCUACAGACCAGAAACACCCAUCUCACGUAGUGACUCCCCCUCACCUGUCAGGUCUACUGCCAGAAAGACAAAAAAAGAAAAUAAGAAAGGAAGAGGGAAGAAAUCUUCUUUGAAAUCUACUUCUGAAACAUCACUCAAGGAGAAGAAGGAGCAUGGUUCACCAUUUAGAGCUUCGGCUGAUAGAGAAGCUUCUGUAUUUAAAGCAAGUAAAGAUAAGGAGAAAUCUCCUUUUAAGGCAAGUUCUAAUGUGAAUGAAUCUCCAUUUAAAGCUAGGAGCAACAGGACUGAAUCUCCGUUUAAAGCCAAAGACAAAGAAAAUAGGUCUCCAUUCAGGGCGGCAGAUACAGGAUCUCCAUUUAAAGCAAAGGGAGAAAGUUCUCCAUUUAGAGCUAGCAAUGAAGGUUCUUUGUUUAAAGCUUCUGAUAAAUCUAGCUCCCCAUUUAAUGCAAAAAGUUCAGACAGGUCGGAAAAAUCUGAAAAAAGCAGAAGCAGUUCUCCAUUCAAGUCAAAAGGGAAAACGUCGAAAAAGGCUCAGAAAAAGAAAGGUAGAGACAGAUCUAAAGAAAGAUCAAAAGAUAAAAAGAAUAAAGGUACUGAUUUGUUUAGUUCGUUUGGAUUACAGACUAUAGAUGAUUUAAUGGGACAUUCUAUUAAAGAGAGUGAGUAUGACAGUGUUAGAAGUGAAGUUGAAGAAGUACAAAGUGAAGUCUCAGAAGAAAUCAGAACAGAGAAACCUGGUGCAUACAGUUAUAGUCAGAGAUUUGAAGACACUGAAACAGAAAUUGCUACAGACUAUGAUACCACUAAACCUUCUGCAGCCAAUUAUACUGAAGACUUUGACAGUAUAUCCGAGAAGAUUGGUUACAGCAGUGACAAGGGAAGGUCAUCAGCUUCAGAAGUUAGGACAAAAUACAGUGGUGAUGAGACUGUGAGAAGUGAAACGGAAUUUACGGAGAGUUACACAGAGUCUGUUGUAUCAGAGUCUAAAUAUACUGAUGAUGAUGAAGAUAAAACAUACAGUGAUAGUUACUCUGAAUAUUCUGAGGAUUUUACAAAAAGUAUGGUACCAACCACCUCUAGAUCUGAUGUGACCCCGCAUCCACGGAGAGGCAUGGCUACAGCUGAGGUUCAGACAGCCAUGGAUGGGCUUCUCUAUUCUUGGGACCCUGCUGGCACAGGGGUAGCCUUUCCUGGAGUUCCACUGGGACUGCACUUCGUGGAUCCAACUCCUAUAGCUACACAUGUGGUAUCUGCAGAUUCUCUUGAAGCUAUGACAGCAUAUAGCCCAGCAAUGCUUGCCCUGCAUGAUAUGCUGAAGUCACAGAUGGAACUGACACAAGAAUUCCUCAGAACACAGAAGCAGAUGUACGAGGAUUUCACUAGAAAUAUUACACCUACCUUCAAAUACACAACACUUGAGGAUACAAAAAAGUAUAUAAAGAAGCACAGAAAGAAGAAACUAACAUUUAAGGAGGCGUUGCAGCUAGUUGACCUCGAGAUGGCAAGAAGAUAGCAUUACUAUUUAAAGAUAUUAGUAUAACUACAUGUACAUUUACCUCUAACUUGGAUUCACUUGAUUUAUGGUGAAGUUUAAAAUUUUACCGGCAGACUUGAUUAUGAGAUUCUGCUGUUGUCUGUUACAGUGCCACCUCAAUGAACACCUGUGGGAAGGAUACAACAUAUCGGUAGAUCAAAUUCAAAUUUUUGCAGUAGUUCAGUAUACCAAAAGAAAACUGACAAAUAAAAUAGUUUAGGUACCAUGUACAUUAAUAGCCGGUCUACAGUGAAUACAGCUGAGAAAUGUACGGAGGAUGUUGCUCUGAAGAGGUUCAUUAAAUUCACUGAAAUUUAUCUUAUGGAAAACAAAAUGAUCUACCUUUGCAAAGAUGUGUUUGUGCUCCAGAGGUGUCAUUAAUGGAGGUAAUUUUGUAAUUUGCUAAAAUUGAAGGUGUAGAAAUUACCGGGUGUACUGUAUACAAGUUUGAUAAAACAAAAAAUUUUGAGAAAAAGAAUGUACAUUAAGAUUUUUUCAUUGCUUAAAUUUUACAUAGUCAAAAAAAAACUAUUUGAGUCGCGCCAUGAGAAAACCAACAUAGUGCAUUUGCAACCAGCAUGGAUCCAGACCAGCCUGUGCAUCCGUGCAGUCUGGUUCGCUAACGGUUUCUCCAAUUGCAAUAGGCUUUGAAAGCGAAUAGCGUGGAUCCUGACCAGACUGCGCAGAUACGCAGGCUGGUCUGGAUCCAUGCUGGUCGCAAAGCCGCUAUGUUGGUUUUAUCAUGGUGCGGCUCAUUUGACUUGUCAGUAACUUUUAAGUGUGUAGUGUGAUGAACAUUGAUAAUGUGUAAUAAUAGUUUUUACUGACUGUCAAAAGUUUCAUUCAUUUAUUAGUCCCCUACUGGUUAAAAACCAGUUUCGGGGACUAUAGGAAUGCACUUUUCCGUCAUUCCGUCCGUCCACAAUUUCGUGUCAGGUCCAUAACUCUGUCAUCCAUGAAGGGAUUUUAAUAUUACUUAGCACAAGUGUUCCCCAUGAUGAGACAACGUGUCAUGCGCAAAUCCCGGACCCCUAGCUCAAAGGUCAAGGUCACAAUUGGAGGUCAAAGGUCAACAGGGCUUUUUUCCUGUCCGGUCCACAACUCUCCCAUCCUUGAAGGGAUUUUAGUAUAACUUGGCACAAAUGUUCCCCAUGAUGAGAUGAUGUGUCAUGCGCAAAUCCCGGACCCCUAGCUCAAAGGUCAAGGUCACAAUUGGAGGUCAAAGGUCAACAAGGCUUUUUUCCUGUCCGGUCCAUAACUCUCCCAUCCAUGAAGAGAUUUUAAUAUUACUUGGCACAAAUGUUCCCCAUGAGGAGACGACGUGUCAUGCGCAAAACCUGGAGCCCUAGCUUAAAGGUCAAGGUCACAAUUGGAGGUCAAAGGUCAACAAGGCUUUUUUCCUGUCCGGUCCAUAACUCUCCCAUCUAUGAAGGGAUUUUUAUAUUACUUGGCAGAAAUGUACCUCAUAAUAAGACGAUGUGUCAUGCACAACUUUCAGACCCCUAGCUCAAAGGUCAAGGUCACACUAAGCAGUCAAAUGUUAACAUAGCAUGAACAGGGUCUGUUUCGUGUCGGUCCAUAACUCUGACAUUCAUUAAGGGAUUUUAAUAUCACUUAGCACAAGUGUUCCCCAUGAUGAGACGACGUGUCAUGCGCAAAUCCCGGACCCCUAGCUCAAAGGUCAAGGUCACAAUUGGGGGUCAAAGGUCAGCAGAGUUUUUUUCCUGUCCCGUCCAUAACUGUGCCAUCCAUGAAGGGAUUUUAAUAUUACUUGGCACAAAUGUUUCCCAUGAUGAGACGACGUGUCAUGCGCAACACCCAGUACCGUAGCUUAAAGGUCAAGGUCACACUUUGAGAUCAAAGGUCAAGAGGAUUUUUUUCCUGUCCGGUCUAUAACUUUGUCAUGCAAAGCAGGAUUUAGAUAUCAGUUGGCACAAAUAUUCCCCUGGAUGAGACAACAUGUCAUGCGCAAGAACCAGGUCCCUAGGUCUAAGGUCAAGGUCAUAUUUAGAGGUCAAAGGUCAAAUUCAAGAAUGACUUUGUACGGAACAUUUCUUCUUCAUGCAUGGAGGGACUUUGAUGUAACUUGGAACAAAUGUUCACCACCAUGAGGCACCCUUGUUUUUAGAAUUACGUCCCUUUGUUGUUACUAUAAAUAGAUUUUAUUGUAACUUUUUUAUUACUGGUGGUAGAGAAAAUCGAGACCACUUUUCUGUGGUACAGCAUGCAUGUUACAUCCAAUUUUUAGGUGUAUUUUGACCUAUCUCUGCCUGGUAAAGAGUUUCUUGUGGACUUAUAUUAUAUAGAUUUUUUUUUUUUUUUUUUUUUUUUUUUUUUUUUAAAAAGAUUGAUUUCCCUUUGUUGUUACUAUAAAUAACUUACAUGAUAACAUUUUUAUAAUCAGACAAAAAAAUUCAAUAUGAAAACAACUGUGGGUUUUUAUAUAUGCACAUUUUAAUCCAAGUGUGUUGUUAUAACAUAUUGUAUAUGCAGUACAAUAUUGUUUAUACAUCAUUGACAGAUAUCAGUUCAUUAUGUUAUACUGCAGUAGAGAAAAUUAGGUGCCUUCCAGUAGGGGACUUUGUAUUGCAUGGCAAUACUUCAUUCGCUUGUUUGAUAUGGCUUUGUUGAAAAAAAGGCAGAUCAGUAAAUAUAUUGCAGACUUGUAGUCACAGUAAUUUGACACAACGAAAGUGUUCUUUAAUAAAAUAAAAGUGUAUACACUAUUCCAGGUAACAACGAUUACAUGUUGAAGACUUUUUUGACUGAUAUAAGUGGAAAUGUUAUUGUACCCCCCGACAACAAAGUUGUAAGGGGGGGUAUACUGGUUUCAGGUUGUCUGUCUGUCUGUCCGUCCGUCUGUCCGUAGACACAAUCUUGUGCGCACCAUCUCUCCUCAUCCCCUUGACACAAUUUAAUGAAACUUCACACAAGUGAUCAGUAACAACAGUAGUUUGCAUGGGGCAUGUUAGGUUCUUUCAGGAAAAAAAAUUGCAGAGUUAUGGGACUUUGUUUUUUGUUACUAUACUAUAUACAUAGACACAAUCUAGUGUGCACCAUCUCUCCUCAUCCCCUUGACACAAUUUAAUGAAAAUUCACACAAGUGAUCAGUAACAAUAGUAGUUGUGCAUGGGGCAUGUUAGGUUCUUUCAGAAAAAAAAAACUGCAGAGUUACGGGACUUUGUUUUUUGUUACUUUACUAUAUACAUAGACACAAUCUUGUGUGCACCAUCUCUCCUCAUCCCCUUGACACAAUUUAAUGAAACUUCACACAAGUGAUCAGUAACAACAGUAGUUGUGCAUGGGGCAUGUUAGGUUCUUUCAGAAAAAAAAUUUGCAGAGUUACGGCACUUUGUUUUUUGUUACUUUACUGAAUACAUAGAAACAAUCUUGUGCGCACUGUCUCUCCUCAUCCCCUUGACACAAUUUAAUGAAACUUCACACAAGUGAUCAGUAACAACAGUAGUUGUGCAUGGGGCAUGUUAGGUUCUUUCAACAACAAAAAUUGCAGAGUUAUGGGACUUUGUUUCUUGUUAACAUACUAUGUACAUACAGUCUGCAUAUGCAAUCUUGUGCGCGCCUAAUCUUCCAAACCCUUGCACACAAUUUAAUGAAACUUCACACAGGAGAUCAGUACCAACCCUAGUUGUGCAUGGUGCAUGUUACGUUCUUUUAGAUAAAUAUUCUGCAUAGUUAUGGGACUUUGUUUUUUGUUACUAUACUGUAUACAUACAGUCUAUAUACAUACAGUCCACAUAAUUAUGCAAUCUUGUGUGCGUCAAAUUGCAAUGUACUGUGUCAGUGCAUGCGGGGGGUACAUUCAUCACCUUUAGUGAUAGCUCUAGUUGUAUACACAAUUUAGUUUAAGAAAUCAACAACAGACGCUAAAACAGAAACGUCAUUGCAGUACAUGCUGUUACAUGGCAUGAUAUGCAAAGGCCUUGUUGAUGUGCAUAUUCUACCAUAUUGCCUGUGUAUAAGCAGGUCAUGUCUGUGUAGUUAAUUCAGAAGUUUGUAGAUGACACAUUGUACUAGAUAUAGCAGAGAUAUAAGUGAAACAAUUGAUAUAUCUACGUUGAUUGUGCUCACAAAAUAUUUGUUUCAACUUAUUUUAUUGUUUACAUGUACUUUUAGAAUAAAAUUAAAACAAUUUGAAGUGUU